Molecule: messenger RNA, 6464 nt
Organism: Hippocampus comes (tiger tail seahorse)
Lineage: Eukaryota; Metazoa; Chordata; Actinopteri; Syngnathiformes; Syngnathidae
Product: transcriptional regulator ATRX-like
Exons: 38
Coding region: 179-6220 (2013 amino acids)
Cellular component (GO): nucleus
Molecular function (GO): ATP binding; ATP hydrolysis activity
Source: RefSeq, a predicted model, not a curated record
AAAGUAGUAAAACCUUCAACAAGCAAAGUCGUCAUUCGGGAACGAAAGAGAAAAAAAAAAGGGGCUCUUUGCUUUUAUUGUUAUAUGAUUCUGCCCUCCAAAUAAGCGCACCUCUUCAUUGUUGAUAUGCUUAAAAGAUGAGGUGAGGACAAAACACAAUGCUCCAAAUGUUGCAGCGAUGUUGAGUACUACAACAAGCAAACUGAAUGUAUUGGUCAACAAGCUACACGAAUACCUGGCCCAUUCUAUGCAUGAGGAUAGCAACGGAUCAGCUGACUCUGAUGAUGUAACUAUCAGGAAUGGUUCAGUGGAAAACUCAGCAGCCUCUAUGAUGGAGGCGCUUGUGGAGACAAAACUCUCUAGAAGAAAACCUUCUGUUGUUACAAAGCAUUCUGGCUUGGACGAAUCUGCAGACUCAAACGACAGCGACAAUGUAGAUUUCCCCUUCAGUGCAAAUGGCCACCCAGAUGUCACUUGCCUUCCUAAAGGCACUGUUCUUGUCCGACCUGAACCAGUCGAUAAUGGCAGAGAUGACUUCAGGGGUCCGGAGUUUCGCAGCCGGAAAAGUAACGUGCUGCGGAAAGAAUUUUCAAGGAGACGAGGAGGGGGCCAACAUUUGGAAAUUGUCAGUUGCACUGCCUGUGGCCGUCAGGUUAACCACUUCCAGAGAGACUCCCUUAUUCGCCAUCCAGUUCUCAAAGUACUCAUUUGCAAGUCAUGCUACAAAUAUUACUCAAGUGAUGACAUCAGCAAAGAUGGCGAUGGGAUGGAUGAGCAGUGUCGUUGGUGCGCAGAAGGGGGCAACCUCAUCUGCUGUGAUUUCUGCAGCAAUGCCUUUUGCAAGAAGUGCAUUCUGAGAAAUUUGGGACGAAAGGAACUCUCUGGUAUCUUGGAGAGCAAAUGGUACUGCUAUGUGUGUAACCCUGAGCCCCUUUUUGGCCUGGUGAUGGCCUGUGACAGCGUGCUGGAGAACAUGGAGGAUCUGUGGCAACAGCACCGCAAAAGAAACCGAGCCGAGACGGGGAAAUCCGAGCUUUAUGGCAUGCUGCCUCAACCGCAAAUCCUUCCCUUUGCUAACUGGGAUCACAACGGCAUGGAUAGUAGUGUUGUGUUCAACUACAACACUUUAAAUGUCUCCAAGGAUAUGACUGCAAAGGUCAAACAUUUAGUGGACUCUACAAACAAGGUAAACACGAACUUUAUUUAUUUCAUUCAUACUGCGACAAAGACGAAACAAGGUGUUCGAAGCCUCUACUUGAAGUCAUAUUUGACAGUGGUGAAAUCCAUCCGAUUGUCACUUGCGGCACUCGAGGAAAGCCUUAAAGAAGAGUUCAGCGACUUGGACGUCUCCAGCUGUUGGGAGGAGUUACUUAGCAAUGACUUUGUGCCCCAACCUACCAUCGAAGCGGACCCGAAGAUCUCCAGCGAUUUAAACGUACAUACGUUGCCGAAGCCGUCAGAUGAAUAUGUGGAAAAGGGAGUCCUCGCUGAUGUUGUAAGCACAAGUGAAGGCGUGAACUCGCCUUUACCCAAUGCUGGACAGACUCUGCAGACAGUGGACCCACAAUUUCCUCAAAGUAGUCUCAACAUGACCAGAAAGCUAGUUGUCAAACUUACACCAAUGCCUGUGACACCGGAGCCCUGCUCAGAUGCACAGCUUCUUCCGAAAGACACAGCGGAAGAGAUGUUUCAUGGAAAAGAUGCGCACGGAAAUGAAGAAAUGGUUGUUGCUGAGAGUAAAAUAAGCGUUGACCACCCGAGCACGUCACUCCACCUCGAAGAGGAGCGCGGCAGUCGGAGGUCUCCCCGUGUGAAGACGACACCAUUGCGUCGUCCCAGCGAUGUCAAGGGUAAACAGUCUCUCUCCACAGCAGACAGCGAGAGCGAGUCGGACCCCGAGGCACGGCAGAGUUCAACGGCCGCCCAAUUCUCGGAAGAACAAAGUCCAAGCCAGACCCGAGAUGACUCUGACUCAGAUGAAAUACCCGCGGUGCUUCUUGAGCGAGUAGCUAUGAUUCAAAGCUCCGAUGAGCACCACAGCGACAAUGAUAAUGAUGGCAGUCUAGCGUCUGGCAAAUUGGGCAAGAAGCGUCUCUUCUGGCUCACCAAGAACACCCCGAUUUCGCCAGAGAGGAUUCGCCGCAAACGUAUGCUGCUGGACCGUUCGCCCGAGUCUGAGCCUGUUGCCGUUAAGACUCGAUGGGAAAGGGGGACCGCUUCCUCCAGUGACCAUCAAGAACCGACGACUCCAAUGCAGCACCUGAAGACCUUGAGGUCUACCGGCAAAUCUCAACUUGUCAAGAGCGACACGGAAGGGUUUACUCGACAGCAGGCUAUAGCGGAGGCCAGAAAGCACAAGACUCAUGCUCCCCAGGAAGUAAUGGAGACCACAUCGUCAUCAAGCGAGGACGACCAUGACGAUGACUCUGCCGACAAUCAUAAGAUGAAAGAAAUCACAGAAGAUGCGGCAUUACUGGGACCAGCAGCUUUCCAUCAAUCGUCUGGUGGUGAGGAUCGAGCCAGGCCCACUUGGGCAGCUGGGGAUGACGACGACCCCGAAAAUAGAAUCGCUAAGAAAAUACUUUUGGCCCAAAUCAAUGCCAACAUCUCAUCGCUCGAUGAGUUAUCGUCAGAUGAGGAAACACGGGAUGCCGAGUCUUCUUCUGAGCCUGAAAGGGAAUUUAACCAAUCCAGUGAAGAAUGUGGACAAGAGGACGACGGGGAAAACUUGUCGUCUUCUGACGCUGGCACCGGGGGGCCCAACUUGAGGCAGCACCACUUGCUGCGCCACAAACUCACCUUGGAUGAGAGCACAGGAAGUAACAAGGCAGCAUUGGGGAAUGAAGCAGGAAAGGCAGACAAGAAGAGGAGAGUCACCCCCAAGGAUCUGAGCACUGAUGAUGAGAGCGGAGUUACUGAUAAUAGCUCAUCGGAGCUGGAAGAAUUUGGAGUGAGUGAGGAGCUGAGUGAGAGUCAGGGGGAAGAGAAGCUAGAAAGAUUUGAGGUACCUUGUCCUUCUCUUCUACUUUUUAAAAGAAUCGCUAAGAAAAUACUUUUGGCCCAAAUCAAUGCCAACAUCUCAUCGCUCGAUGAGUUAUCGUCAGAUGAGGAAACACGGGAUGCCGAGUCUUCUUCUGAGCCUGAAAGGGAAUUUAACCAAUCCAGUGAAGAAUGUGGACAAGAGGACGACGGGGAAAACUUGUCGUCUUCUGACGCUGGCACCGGGGGGCCCAACUUGAGGCAGCACCACUUGCUGCGCCACAAACUCACCUUGGAUGAGAGCACAGGAAGUAACAAGGCAGCAUUGGGGAAUGAAGCAGGAAAGGCAGACAAGAAGAGGAGAGUCACCCCCAAGGAUCUGAGCACUGAUGAUGAGAGCGGAGUUACUGAUAAUAGCUCAUCGGAGCUGGAAGAAUUUGGAGUGAGUGAGGAGCUGAGUGAGUCAGAGGAGGAAGAGAAGCUAGAAAGUUCACCCCCUAAAGUCAAGGAGGAGUCCCUUCCGUUUGUUAGCAAGACCGCGAUCACCUGCAUUUUGUUGUCUGACACCAGUGAGGAGAGUGAGCAAGAGACGGCUGAAGGUGAUCUUAGCAACGCUCCAGGCACGCCCAAAGGACGCAAAAAAAUCCGCAGAAUCAUCCAAGAUGACAAUCUCCGGUCUGAGACCCAGGAAGCGCUGCGAGAGGAGGAGGAGCGAUGCAAACGACUGGCAAUUAGGGAGCAGCUGAUGGAGGACCGACGAGAGACAAUCGUCGAUAUGUCUCAAGAGUCUGUCACCACCAAGCUGAUUCUGGAUCAGGAUGAGCAGACCAAGACACCUCUAGUUCAGGUGCACAGGAACCUCGUGAUGAAUCUCAAGCCUCACCAAGUGGACGGAGUCCAGUUCAUUUGGGACAACUGCUGUGAGUCAGUGACGAAGGCCAACUCCUGUCCAGGAUCAGGUUGCAUCCUGGCUCAUUGUAUGGGCCUGGGAAAGACUCUGCAGGUGGUUGCCUUCCUGCACACGGUAUUGCAGUCGAAAAACUUGCACUUUAAAACGGCCUUGGUCGUGUGUCCUCUCAACACUGUGCUCAACUGGGUGAGCGAAUUCAACAAAUGGCAGAAGCAGUUAGGCAAAGAUAUCGUGAAGGUCACCGAGCUGGCCACCAUGAAGAAUUUUGCUGACCGACUCUGCGCGCUGCAGAGCUGGCACACCACCGGAGGCGUGAUGAUUAUAGGCUACGAAAUGUACAGAAACCUCUCAUUGUCCCCCAAACUGGACGAUCAUGCGUUAAAGCAGCAGUUGAAAAACCUACUGGUGGAUCCAGGUCCAGACUUUGUGAUAUGCGACGAGGGGCACAUUCUGCGCAACGACAACUCCAACAUUUCCAAAGCCAUGGGCGCUGUCAAGACGCGGCGGAGAGUGGUGCUAACUGGCACGCCGUUGCAAAACAAUCUGGUGGAGUACCACUGCAUGGUCAACUUCAUCAAAAAGAACCUCCUGGGCUCACUGGGAGAGUUCCGAAACCGCUUUGUCAAUCCCAUCCAGAAUGGCCAGUGCGCCGACUCCACGCCCAGAGAUGUUCGAAUCAUGAAGAGGCGCGCACACGUCCUCCAUGCAAUGCUGAGCGGAUGCGUGCAAAGGAAAGAUUACUCCGAGUUGACUGAGUUUCUGCCUCCCAAGUACGAGUAUGUGGUAGCAGUCAGGGUGUCUCCACUUCAGUAUAAAUUGUACAACCAUUAUCUGCAGCACGUCAGUGGUUUGGGAAACGUUAUCGGCACGGCAAAAAUGAAGAUUGGCGCAAACCUGUUUAAGGAUUUUCAGGUCCUCAGCCGGGUUUGGACUCAUCCUUGGUGCCUUCAACUCAGCUAUAAGGCCAAAGAAAAAAAGCUCAGAAAACAUUUGGAAAAGAACAACGAUACCGGCGCUCCACUCAUGGAAAGCGGACCAAGCAACAGCACCACCAACGAUCCAAACCAAAACGCUUCAACAAAUGUUGCUGAUUCCUCAUCAACAGGCCCGUGCUGGUUCAAAAAUAUGCUGUCUCAACAUGACGCCAAAAUUCUGGAGCACUCGGGCAAGUUGGUGCUCUUAUUUGAGAUCCUGAGGAUGGCUGAAGCCUUGAACGAUAAAGUACUUGUUUUCAGUCAGUCCCUGGUCUCUUUGAACUUGAUUGAGAGUUUCCUGACAGUUUCUCACCGGAGAAGAAAGGACUCAUCGGAAGGUGAGAGAAGCUGGAUUAAAAACUUGGAUUACUAUCGUCUGGAUGGCUCGACCACUGCUGCAUUACGGACAAAAUGGGCUAAUCGUUUCAACAGCAUCACUAAUGCACGCGGCCGGUUGUUUCUCAUCUCGACAAAGGCCGGCUCGCUGGGCAUCAACCUGGUGUCUGCGAACCGGGUGAUCAUCUUUGACGCCUCGUGGAAUCCUUCCUGCGACAUUCAAAGCAUCUACAGAGUGUACCGCUUCGGCCAGAUCAAGCAGGUGUUCGUGUAUCGUUUCUUGGCGCAGGGCACAAUGGAGGAGAAAAUCUAUGAUCGGCAGGUGACGAAGCAAUCUUUGUCCUACCGAGUGGUGGAUCAGCAGCAGAUCGAGAGACACUUCACGCUCUCCGAGCUCACGGAACUUUACACAUUUGAGCCGGACUUGCUGGACGAGCCUCAUUCCAGGACGACAAAGCGGAAGACCUCUGACUUGCCAAAGGAUCAGGUUCUGGCAAUGCUUCUGGAGAAGUGCAAAGACCACAUAGUCAGCUACCACGAGCAUGCGUCUCUGCUGGACCAUAAACAAGAGGAGGAGCUCACUGAAGCAGAACGCAUAGAUGCCUGGGCUGAGUAUCAGGCUGAGUCUCACACAGCCAGUGCCCCAGUGAAAAUCAGUCUGGACACCUUGAACAUGAAGUCCAAUGAAGAGCUGAUGCACUUGCUGAACAAAAGCAGAGCAAAAUUAGCCGCCGCCUUCCAGGCCGUGCAGGCCAUGACGUCACACCCCCUUCAGGAUUACCAGGAAUAUGUGUCACGCCAGAAUCCACAAACGCCCUUGGAACUGAUCAAGAUGAAGGCCAUGCAGUGGAAACAAACUGACACAAAGGAGCUGGAACGGAGAAAGGCCUUUUAUGCCGAAGUUCUUGAAGAGCAGCGAUCACUCACGUUGCACAUCCAGACCAUUUUGUGCGAGCGACGGAAUCAAGAGCUGCAGGGGGCGACCGCUUCUGCUGCAAACCAGCAAACAACAAAUAACUGAAGAGGGGGGGGGGGUCUUGCUGAUGCGCCAGCUUUUUAUCGAAUAUUUAAAUCAUUUCAACUUUUUUGAUUCACCUUCUCUCCAACAAGGAUUUUAAUGUGACCAACUUGGUCAUUUACUUCCAUUUCAUUCAUGAGAUGAUUUCAAUCAUACGUGCCUUAAGGUUUUGGGGGAAAACUCAAGCGCUCCGAUUUUCUCCCACAGCAACAGUAAUAAUUGGCAUCAAUGUCUUUAUUUUGCAUCC